AGGUGAGAGAACUAGGGCAACACUAUAUAAAUUUCGUACUUAUGUUUUAGGGUUUUUGCUUCUCCGUCUUCCUCAUUUGCAGUAGCAGUCUUGUGCGUGUUUAUCAUCCGACUGAGAAAAUGGUCAAGGGACGCCAAGGAGAACGUGUCAGACUCUACGUUAGGGGAACCAUCUUGGGAUACAAAAGGUCCAAGUCCAACCAGUACCCAAACACGUCCCUUAUUCAGAUUGAAGGAGUCAACACUACAGAGGAGGUGACAUGGUACAAGGGAAAGAGGAUGGCUUACAUCUACAAGGCUAAGACCAAGAAGAACGGUAGCCACUACCGCUGCAUCUGGGGCAAAGUUACCAGGCCUCACGGUAACAGCGGUGUUGUCCGUGCCAAAUUCACAUCCAACUUGCCUCCUAAGUCCAUGGGAAUGAGGGUCAGAGUCUUCAUGUAUCCUAGCAACAUAUGAAGCAAAAGUACAAGAGCAAGAACUUUGAUUUAGCUGUGGUUUUGUCCACUAGUUCGUUAUUUUGUAUUUUGAUACUGAGACCGUUUUCCUUUCUUUGUUUGAAGUGUUUUGGUGAUUAUCUGAACGACUUUAAAAUAUCA
Messenger RNA from Raphanus sativus (radish), 598 nucleotides. RefSeq names its product 60S ribosomal protein L35a-1. Gene Ontology annotation, cellular component: ribosome; cytosolic large ribosomal subunit. The record is from RefSeq and is a predicted model, not a curated record. Gene Ontology annotation, biological process: ribosomal large subunit biogenesis; cytoplasmic translation. Gene Ontology annotation, molecular function: structural constituent of ribosome. NCBI's taxonomy places the organism in Eukaryota, Viridiplantae, Streptophyta, Magnoliopsida, Brassicales, Brassicaceae. The transcript has 4 exons. The coding region runs from base 120 to 458 and encodes 112 amino acids.